Molecule: messenger RNA, 417 nt
Organism: Balaenoptera acutorostrata (minke whale)
Lineage: Eukaryota; Metazoa; Chordata; Mammalia; Artiodactyla; Balaenopteridae
Gene: SPMIP3
Product: sperm microtubule inner protein 3
Exons: 4
Coding region: 1-417 (138 amino acids)
Source: RefSeq, a predicted model, not a curated record
AUGACUGCCAUCCGGCUACGAGAAUUUAUUGACCGCCACCCAGGGAUCCCACCCAGUAUAUUCAUUGCUCAUCAAGGAAAGGACCUCCAUGGCUAUUACCCUGGGCAGCUUGCAAGAGUUCAUUAUGCUUAUAGUGUGAAGAGAUCUCCCAGACCUCUCAUAGACUUGGAAAUUCCACCUAAGAGAAAAAGUCAGUAUCAGCCUCAAUUAGACCAAAAAACUCUCAUUCAAUACAUUUGUUUUCGAAGACAUUCAAAGCCUGCCGAACCAUGGUAUAAAGAAACUACGUACCAAAGAGACUAUUCUUUGCCAUUUUACAAGAUGGAUUGGGACCAGAAAUUAGCCACAGUUUCAUCGGAUCCUAGACCACUUAAUUCACUGCCAGAGCAUUACUGUUGUGAAGAGAGGUGGCUUUGA